Messenger RNA from Rotaria sp. Silwood2, 891 nucleotides. NCBI's taxonomy places the organism in Eukaryota, Metazoa, Rotifera, Eurotatoria, Philodinida, Philodinidae. The record is from the annotation of a GenBank genome assembly.
AUGUGUAAUAUUCAUAAUGUUCUUUAUAUUGAUGUUCAUACUAUCUUUUCAAAUAUGUUACAUCUUCGUCAACCAGAUGGCAUACAUUGGUGUGCAAUUGGUAAUCGUAUGAUAAAUGAAAUAAUAUUAAAUUAUGUCAAAGCUUAUUAUGAUGGUGCUAAAAAUUUUAAAUGUCUUCGAUUACGUGCAGAAUUAGGAAAUAAAAUAAAUACAUUUAAACAACGUAUGAAAGAUCAUAAUAAUCAUUCGAAAAUUAAUUAUCUUGAUCAAGAUAUAUCUGAUGAUGAAAAUGAAAAAGAUAAAAUAGAAACAUCAUCAAAGACAAUAAAUAAUAAUAAUAAUAAAUCAUCAAAAUUAAAACGUAAACGAAAUAAUGAUGAUAAUGAAAAAGAAAAUAAUCAACAUCACCGUAAAGUUAUUAUAAAAUCACCAAUAAUUAAAAAUGAACAACGAACAGUUGUAAUGAAAAAAUCGAUUGAUGAAGUCGAAAUAAAAAAACAACAAAAUUUAAUUGACAAUCAAACAAUUGAAUUUAAUCAUGAAUAUUGUGAUGUUAUGUAUGAUAAUGAAUUUGAAGGUCUUCAUCUUUUACAUUUUUCUUCAUAUGAUAUUGAAUCUCCAGUAAAUAUCAAAGAUUUUCAAUUAUCAAACAAUAUUAUUCGAAUUCAAAAUGAACAGAUAACAAAUAAUGAUCUUACAGUUGAUAUUAAACCAUCAGAAAGUAUUGUAACAUCAGUGCCAUUAACAAUAUCAAAUAAUGAAAAACGAACGAUCGAUGAACCAGAUUAUAUCAUUCUUUCAUCAGAUGAUGAAGAGGAAAAAAUAACACGUAUUGUUCCUUCAUCAUCUACGACUACUAUUUUACCUAUUUAUUUAUUAAAUCGUCUUUAG